CACAAUCUCGCGAGCUUUGUGUCUCUCCUGCUCGCUGGUUUAAGAUGGCGGAGGCGAAAUAAACCGCAGCCUCAGGAGCAGAAAGUAAAAUCUAAUGAAAGAUGAAGGUGGACCGAAGCAAGCUAAAGAAAACUCCCACGGAGGCUCCUGCUGACUGCAGAGCUCUUAUAGACAAGCUUAAGAUAUGCAAUGAUGAACAGCUACUGCUAGAACUGCAACAGAUCAAGACUUGGAAUAUUGGCAAGUGUGAGCUGUAUCACUGGGUUGAUCUACUGGAUCGUUUUGAUGGAAUUCUUGCUGAUGCUGGGCAAACUGUUGAGAAUAUGUCAUGGAUGCUGGUCUGUGACAGGCCUGAGAAUGGGCAGUUAAAGAGUCUCCUGCUUGCUGUUCUCAACUUCACUGCACUUCUUAUAGAAUACAGUUUUUCCAGACAUCUUUACAGCUCAAUAGAGCACUUGACAACACUGCUGGCCUCCUGUGAUAUGCAGGUGGUACUUGCAGUGCUCAACUUGCUCUAUGUGUUCAGCAAGCGAUCCAAUUAUAUCACCAGGCUUGGUUCAGACAAGAGAGCCCCAUUACUGUCACGCUUGCAGCAUCUAGCAGAGAGUUGGGGCGGAAAAGAAAAUGGAUUUGGACUUGCAGAAUGCUGCAGGGAUUUGCCCAUGAUGAAAUACCCACCAAGUGCCACUACGUUACACUUCGAAUUUUAUGCAGAGCCAAAUGCAGAAGUCAAAGUAGAGAGAAAAGCAACAAGCAACACAUUGCAUUAUAUUCACAUAGAGCAGCUAGACAAGAUUUCUGAAAGCCCUUCUGAAAUAAUGGAGUCCUUAACCUUAAUGUACAAUAUACCGAAAGACAAACAGAUAUUGCUGUUUACACACAUACGACUGGCUCAUGGAUUCUCCAAUCACAAGAAAAGGCUGCAAGCAGUUCAAGCCAGAUUGCAUGCCAUCUCUAUUUUAGUGUAUUCCAAUGCUCUGCAGGAGUCUGCAAACAGCAUUCUGUACAAUGGCUUAAUUGAAGAGCUGGUGGAUGUACUUCAGAUUACUGACAAGCAGCUCAUGGAUAUUAAAGCAGCCUCUCUGCGCACUUUAACUUCUAUUGUUCACCUGGAAAGAACACCAAAGCUUAGUAGCAUCAUUGACUGUACAGGGACUGCAUCGUACCAUGGCUUCCUACCUGUGCUUGUCAGAAAUUGUAUACAGGCAAUGAUUGAUCCUUUGAUGGAACCUUACCCUCACCAGUUUGCUACAGCUUUGUUUUCCUUCCUGUAUCAUCUGGCUAGUUAUGAUGCUGGUGGGGAAGCUCUUGUAUCCUGUGGAAUGAUGGAGGCCCUGCUAAAGGUUAUAAAGUUUCUUGGAGAUGAGCAGGACCAGAUCACUUUUGUGACAAGAGCUGUGAGGGUAGUAGACCUAAUAACAAACCUGGACAUGGCAACAUUUCAGGCUAAUAGUGGAUUAUCCAUAUUUAUUUGUAGGUUAGAGCAUGAAGUUGAGCUAUGUCGUAAAGAAUGUCCAUUUGUCAUAAAGCCCAAAAUCCAAAGGCAAAAUCCUACACAGGAGGGUGAUGAAAUGGAGACUGAUAUGGAAGUGACAGAGGUUGCAAUGGAAAGCAGUCCCGGUCCUUCUACUAUUGCUGAGAAUAGAGAUGAUCAUGAAGUUAGAAAUCAGACUUGUAGUGGUCCUGGUUAUACUAGUCGAGGAGGAGCUCAAUGUAUUCCUCAAAGAGCCGCCCUUCUCAAGUCAAUGUUGAAUUUUCUAAAGAAAGCCAUUCAGGAUCCUGCCUUCUCAGAUGGUAUUCGACAUGUUAUGGAUGGAUCCCUGCCUACCUCACUGAAACACAUCAUCAGUAAUGCUGAAUAUUAUGGACCUUCACUUUUCUUGCUUGCAACUGAAGUGGUAACAGUGUUUGUAUUCCAGGAGCCUUCUCUUCUAUCCUCCCUGCAGGACAAUGGACUCACUGAUGUCAUGUUACAUGCCCUGCUUAUUAAAGAUGUACCUGCUACAAGGGAAGUCCUAGGUUCCUUACCCAACGUUUUCAGUGCUCUUUGUCUCAAUGCCCGUGGACUUCAGUCAUUUGUUCAGUGCCAGCCUUUUGAAAGGCUUUUUAAGGUUCUUCUCUCUCCUGAUUAUCUACCAGCCAUGAGACGACGUCGAAGCUCUGAUCCUCUAGGUGAUACAGCCUCAAAUUUGGGCAGUGCUGUAGAUGAAUUGAUGAGACACCAACCUACCCUGAAAACUGAUGCAACCACUGCCAUUAUUAAGUUGCUGGAAGAAAUUUGUAACUUGGGUCGUGCACCUGAAUACAUAUGUCAGAAGCCAUCAAUUCAGAAAGCUGACGGCACUGCAUCUGCUCCACCUCCCCGCUCAAAUCAUGCAGCUGAAGAAGCUUCAAGUGAGGAUGAGGAGGAAGAGGAAGUACAAGCAAUGCAGAGCUUCAGUAAUGUACAGCAAGGAGAUCCUGAGCCUAUCCAACAAGUUGUGGGUACCGAAGAAAGAAUUCCUAUCCCACUUAUGGAUUACAUUCUCAAUGUGAUGAAGUUUGUUGAGUCAAUUCUAAGCAACAACACUACUGAUGACCACUGCCAGGAGUUUGUGACACAAAAGGGAUUGUUGCCACUGGUCUCUAUACUUGGGCUGCCAAAUUUACCUAUUGAUUUUCCAACAUCGGCAGCCUGUCAAGCUGUUGCUGGAGUCUGCAAAUCUAUACUGACUUUAUCACAUGAACCUAAAGUUCUACAAGAGGGUUUACUACAGCUUGAUGGAAUCCUAUCAUCGCUAGAGCCUUUGCACAGACCUAUUGAUGCUCCUGGUGGUUCAGUUCUUUUGCGUGAACUUGCAAAUGCAGGAAAUGUGACUGAUGCAACAUUGUCUGCCCAGGCUACACCAUUAUUACACGCUCUCACUGCUGCACAUGCUUACAUAAUGAUGUUUGUCCACACAUGCAGAGUUGGGCAGAGUGAAAUUCGAGCCAUCUCUGUAAACCAGUGGGGCUCCCAGCUAGGUCUUAAUGUUCUAAAUAAACUAAGUCAACUUUACUGUUCACUGGUGUGGGAGAGCACAGUAUUACUUUCACUCUGUACACCUAAUAGCCUUCCCCCAGGAUGUGAAUUUGGACAAGCAGACAUGCAAAAACUAGUUCCAAAGGAAGAGAAAGGCAUGACUGUUGCAGCCUCUGGUGUCAGAAAGCCAGAAGGGGACUCUGACUCCUCAACACUAAGCAACUCCAGUGCUGUUGAGCAUUCUGCACAGGGAUUGCUGGAGGGAAUAGGACUUGAUGGAGAUGCCCUUGCACCAAUGGAGACUGAUGAGCCAAGCACGUCUGACUCAAAAAGCAAAUCUAAACUUACCCCAGCAAUGGCUGCACGCAUCAAACAAAUCAAACCGCUGCUGUCUGCAUCUUCUCGACUGGGACGGGCCCUAGCAGAACUUUUUGGGCUUUUGGUGAAGCUUUGUGUUGGCUCACCUGUUCGACAAAGGAGGAGUCAUCAUGCAGCUAGUACAACAACUGCUCCAACACCUGCUGCUCGUUCUACAGCAUCCUCUCUGACUAAACUGUUAACGAAAGGAUUGUCCUGGCAGCCUCCUCCUUACACUCCCACUCCACGAUUUAGACUUACUUUCUUCAUAUGUUCUGUGGGGUUCACAUCCCCUAUGCUUUUUGAUGAGAGAAAGUAUCCAUAUCACCUGAUGCUACAAAAAUUCUUCUGUUCUGGGGGACAUGAUGCUUUAUUUGAGACAUUUAACUGGGCUCUGUCAAUGGCUGGCAAGGUCCCUGUGUCAGAGGGACUUGAACAUCCAGAUCUUCCAGAUGGUACAGGAGAAUUUCUGGAUGCUUGGCUAAUGCUUGUGGAAAAAAUGGUAAACCCUACUACUGUAUUGGAGUCGCCCCAUUCUCUCCCAGCCAAGCUUCCGGGAGGGGGACCAAACCAGCCUCAGUUUAGUGCUCUCCGAUUUCUAGUAGUCACCCAGAAGGCUGCAUUCAACUGUAUCCUGAACUUGUGGAACAGGAAACCUCUGAAGGUAUAUGGAGGCCGCAUGGCAGAGUCCAUGCUUGCCAUUCUCUGCCAUAUUCUCAGAGGUGAACCAGUCAUCCGUGAACGUUUAUCCAAAGAGAAAGAUGGUGCUCGUGGAGGUGAGGAAGAAGGUGCUGCACCUGAAGAAGGUACUGCACAGAGAAGAGAGCCACAAGUCAAUCAGCAGCAGUUACAACAGCUGAUGGACAUGGGAUUCUCCAGGGAACAUGCCAUGGAAGCUCUUCUGAAUACCAGCACAAUGGAGCAAGCAACAGAGUACCUUCUCACUCAUCCUCCGCCUCUGCUGGGUGGUGUAGUGAGAGACCUGAGUAUGUCCGAAGAAGACCAAAUGAUGAGAGCAAUUGCAAUGUCUCUUGGCCAAGAUAUCUCCAUGGAGCAGCGCUCUGAUUCUCCUGAGGAAACAGCACGGCGUAAAGAGGAAGAAGAGCGCAAGACUCGGGAAAAGCAAGAGGAGGAGGAAGCUAAAUGUCUAGAAAAGUUUCUUGAUGCAGAACCUCUGGUACCUGAUGAAUUGCACAAGUUUACUGACACCAUGCUUCCAGGUUGCUUUCACUUACUGGAUGAGCUGCCAGACACAGUGUAUCGUGUUUGUGACCUUAUUAUGACUGCUAUCAAAAGGAAUGGAGCUGAUUAUCGAGAUAUGAUAUUGCGGCAGGUAGUCAACCAGGUUUGGGAGGCUGCUAAUGUGUUAAUCAAAGCUGCUUUACCACUUACUACUAGUGAUACCAAAACUGUUUUAGAAUGGACAAGUCAAAUGGCUACACUUCCACAAGCCUCCAACCUUGCAACACGUAUCUUGCUACUCACGCUUCUCUUUGAGGAGUUAAAACUGUCCUGUGCUCGCAUUGUGGAGAAUAGUGGGAUUCUCAAUGUGUUGAUAAAGCUGCUUGAGGUUGUUCAGCCCUGCCUGCAGGCUGCAAAGGAGCAGAAAGAAGUGCAAACUCCAAAGUGGAUAACGCCUGUAUUGCUUCUUAUUGACUUCUAUGAGAAAACAGCAGUGUCAUCAAAAAGAAGGGCACAAAUGAACAAGUAUUUACAACCAAACAGUAACAACUGGAGAUGGUUUGAUGAUCGAUCUGGCCGAUGGUGCAGCUAUAGUGCCAGUAACAAUAGUACAAUUGAUACUGCCUGGCGAGCUGGUGAGAGCAGUGUUAGGUUCACAUCAGGAAGGAGGCGUUAUACUGUCCAAUUCAACACCAUGGUGCAAGUAAAAGAAGAAACUGGUAACAGAAGACCAGUAAUGCUUACCGUGCAACGCUUGCCACGUAUUGGGAAAAGUGGAAAAAAUGGCAAUGGGCAGGACUUGGAUAAAACCCUUGAAGAGAGCAAAGAAACGGAUAUACGCCACAAGAAGGACCGUGAAGAUUCUCUCUCUGUUUCAACAAGUAGUACCAUAUCUUGCCAGGAGAAUUCUGGUUUUGUCGAGUCUGCAGCAGCUAUUGUAAUUCAAGGUCUUUCUGAAGACAUGACAACUGUGUUAAUUCGAGCUUGUGUCAGCAUGAUCAGUGUACCAGUUGACCCUGACACACUGCAUGCCACGCUAAGACUUUGCUUACGCCUUACACGUACACAUCAAUAUGCCAUGAUGUUUGCAGAACUGAAGAGUACACGAAUGAUCCUUAACCUGACCCAGAGUUCUGGUUUCAAUGGCUUUACUCCUUUGGUCACACUAUUGUUUAGACACAUUAUAGAAGAUCCUGCAACUUUGAGACAUACAAUGGAGAAGGUUGUCCGUUCAGCAGUUACAAGUGGUGCUGGAAGUACCACAUCAGGAGUUGUUUCAGGUAGCCUUGGCUCCCGAGAAAUAAAUUAUAUUUUACGAGUGCUGGGUCCUGCAGCAUGCCGAAAUCCUGAUUGUUUUACUGAAGUGGCUAUGAAUUGCAUUCGUAUUGCCUUGCCUGCACCUAGAGGAACUGGAACAGCUUCUGAUGACGAGUUUGAAAACCUGCGUAUCAAGGGUCCUAAUGCUGUCCAGCUUGUAAAGACCACCCCACUAAAGCUGUCCCCUCUUCCUGCUAUUCCCGAUCCAAUCAAAGAGGUCAUUUAUGAUAUGCUUAAUGCCCUGGCAGCAUACCAUGCUCCUGAGGAAGCAGAUCGCACAGAAACCCGCAUGGUGACUGUAGCUGGCAGUCAGGAAUUGUGCCAGAUCCUGCAAGAUGUAGGAGAUGAUGUUUAUCACCAGUAUAGACUUACCCGGCAAGGCAGUGACUUUGAUUCACAAACUGGCUUCAGCUUAAAUUCUCAGGUAUUUGCUACAGAUGGUAGUGCUGCAGAGUCUUCUCAAUCAGGAACACCUCAGGGUGAAGCAUCCACACCUGAGGAACCUAGGGAAGGAAAAAAAGACAAGGAGGGUGAGAAAGUCCCUGAAGAUCAGAAACUGAAGUCAAAAGGGAGCAAACCACUAAUGCCAACCUCAACAAUUUUGAGACUGCUGGCCGAGUUGGUUCGCUCUUAUGUUGGUAUUGCUACUCUAAUUGCUAAUUACUCAUACACAGCUGGACAGUCUGAGCUAAUAAAAGAGGAUUGCAGUGUCUUGGCAUUUGUUCUUGAUCAUCUUCUACCACAUACUCAAAGUGCAGAGGACAAGGACACACCUGCUUUGGCAAGGUUGUUUUUGGCUAGUCUUGCUGCUGCAGGCACUGGAACAGAUGCUCAGGUUGCACUUGUCAAUGAGGUGAAGUCUGCCCUGUCUCGGGCACUGGCAAUGUCAGAAAGCACAGAGAAGCAUGCCAGAUUGCAGGCAGUGAUGUGUAUUAUUAGUACUAUCAUGGAGUCCUGCCCCUCCACAUCUAGUUUCUACAGCACAGCAGCUGCCAAGACCCAGCAUAAUGGCAUGAAUAACAUUAUCCGCCUCUUUCUCAAGAAGGGUCUGGUAAAUGAUUUGGCGAGGGUCCCACACAGUCUAGAUCUUUCAAGUCCUAAUAUGGCCAAUACUGUUAAUGCUGCUCUGAAGCCCCUUGAGACUCUAUCUCGUAUUGUUAAUCAGCCAAGCAGUCUGUUUAGCAGCAAAAGUGCUUCCAACAAGAACAAGAAUGAACAGGAUCAGCAUGGGACCACCCGGGAUACAAACAGUAAUGUACCUGACACAGUGGAUACUAGUGAAACAGAAGCUCAUGAAGAGGAUUCUACACCUGCAGGAGUAACUGAUCCAGAUAUAAUGGAUGGUGAGACAGAGGCUGAUAGCGUGGUUAUUGCUGGACAGACUGAAGGCCUCAAUCCUCAAGAAAUGCAGGUUGAAAGUGAACUAGUUGACCUCAUCGAUGAGCUUUUGGAGCGGGAUGCUGGUACAGUGAACAGCACCAUCAUUGUAGGCCGAAAUGGAGAAGAUGAAUCUCAAGAGGAUGUUUUAAUGGAUGAAGCACCCUCAAAUCUGAGCCAAGCAUCCACUUUGCAAGCUAACAGAGAAGAUUCAAUGAAUAUUCUUGACCCGGAGGAUGAAGAGCAUACACAAGAAGAAGACAGCAGUGGGAGCAAUGAAGAUGAAGAUAGUCAAGAUGAGGAGGAGGAGGAAGAGGAGGAAGAUGAGGAAGAUGAUCAGGAUGAUGAAGAGGGGGAAGAAGGAGAUGAGGAUGAUGAUGAUGAUGGCUCUGAGAUGGAGCUGGAUGAAGAUUACCCUGAUAUAAACACAGCCCCUCACAUACGAUUUGAAAGGUUUGACCGUGAAGACGAUCUCAUCAUUGAAUUUGACAACAUGUUCUCCACAGCUACGGAUAUCCCCCCUUCUCCUGGCAAUAUUCCCACUACACACCCCCUAAUGGUACGCCAUGCAGAUCACAGUGCCUUAACCUUAGGAGCCGGCAACUCCACUACUCGUCUUACUCAAGGCAUAGGGCGAAGCCAGAGGACUCUGCGCCAACUCACUGCUAAUACAGGGCACACAAUUCAUGUGCACUAUCCUGGGAAUAGACAGCCAAACCCACCGCUGAUUCUGCAGAGGUUGCUUGGACCUUCUGCUGCAGCAGAUAUUCUACAGCUAUCUAGCAGUCUUCCACUUCAAUCUAGAGGUAGAGCUCGCUUACUUGUUGGGAAUGAUGAUGUACAUAUCAUUGCAAGAUCUGAUGAUGAGCUGCUGGAUGAUUUCUUCCAUGAACAAAGUGCCACUGGUGGGCAAGCGGGUACAUUGUCUAAUAUUCCUACUGCUUUGACUCGGUGGACUGAUGAGUGCAAGGUGCUAGAUGCAGAGAGCAUGCAUGACUGUGUGGCAGUGGUGAAAGUCCCAAUUAUUCAGCAUUUAGAAUCUCUUCGUGAUGAAGAGCUGGAGGAAAGACGAGAAAAGCGAAGGAAGCAACUUGCUGAUGAAGAAGAAGCAAAACAGAAUGAAAAGUCAUCUGGAGGGGAAUUGGAACCAGGCUUACAGUUUUCACCUCAGGGUACUGGGACUCAUACAUCAAGUUCAACAGUACAGAAUCCAACAGAUGUUGAUCAGCCUCAACUUGUGUCCUCAUCCCUGGAUACCUCACGGGGAUCUGAAGGAUACCUCACAGCUCCACCAUCAGGGGAGGGAACUCCAACUGCUCCAGAAUCUUUGGUCAGUUUAGAGACUGCUGUCAGUCAGCAGCAUCCCAUUGUGGAGCUCUUGCCGGGUGAUGUGGUGGCAGAGCCUCAUUUGGAUUCAUCAGCUGCAGUGGCUACUGCUGAUCUUAGUGACCCCACAGCUAACCGUACUACAAAUGAGGUUGAAGCAUCACAAAUGGAGAUGUCACCAGCCCCCACUAUAGCCUCUUUGUCACCAGAACGGGCAGAAGGCUCAGAUGCACUCACAGCCGUCAGUUCUCACUUAGAAGGUUCUCCUAUGGACACUAGCAGCCCUGCUUCAGCUGGAACACUAGAGGAGCCAUCAGGAGAUACCAGUGUAACAACUGCUGGAAAUAGUAGUGGUGACAGGAGCCUUCAAGGUGGUGGAGUUAGUAGUGUGAGUGAGCCACUAAGAGAAGGAGAUAGCAGUGUCGUUUCCGUGUCUACACUGGUAGAGGGGCUUGGUGACGGAGGCUCGCAUGUCGCACAGACAAUUCUAGAGGAACCUCUCCCUUCUACCAGCAGCGAGGAGGAGGAUCCUCUUGCUGGUAUUAAUCUUCCUGAGGGAGUAGACCCUUCCUUCUUGGCAGCUCUCCCAGAAGAUAUCCGUAGGGAAGUGUUGCAGAAUCAGCUUGGUAUUCGACCACCCGCUCGCCCAGUUCCUACAGCAACUGUUCCUACUCCAACACCUGCUCUGGUAGGGAGUGCUGGAGUUACAGAAGUCAGUCCUGAGUUUCUGGCUGCACUGCCACCUGCCAUUCAGGAAGAGGUACUGGCACAGCAGCGUGCCGAGCAACAACGUCGUGAGCUCUCACAGGCAGCCACUGGUGACACACCUAUGGACCCUGUCACUUUUAUUCAGACUCUACCUUCAGACUUGCGACGCAGUGUGCUGGAAGACAUGGAAGACAGUGUGUUGGCUGUCAUGCCUCCAGAUAUUGCUGCUGAAGCACAGGCACUCCGGAGAGAGCAAGAAGCUCGGCAGAGGCAGCUUAUGCAUGAGAGACUAUUUGGCCACAGUGGUUCUUCUGCACUUUCUGCUAUCCUUCGUAGCCCAGCAUUCACCAGCCGUCUGAGUGGUAAUCGGGGAGUUCAGUACACUCGUUUAGCUGUUCAAAGAGGGCCUUUUCAUAUGGGAGGCAGUGGCAGUCAUAACAGGCCCUCAAGUUCUAAUGUGGACUCACUGCUGCGUUUACGUGGUCGUCUUCUCUUGGACCAUGAGGCUCUGUCUUGUCUCCUUGUACUACUCUUCGUGGAUGAGCCUAAACUGAACACUAGUCGCUUACACAGAGUACUGCGAAAUUUGUGUUACCACAUGCAAACGCGAAACUGGGUAAUAAGAAGCCUGCUGUCGAUUUUACAGAGGAGUAGUGAAAGUGAGCUCUGUAUAGAGAGCCCCAGGCUUGCCAGUGUUGGUGGAGAUGAAAGGGGAAGCAAACGUCCUACAUCUGUCCCAGGUUCUGGCGUUGGGAAAGGUAUACCUGUAAUGUCCGCCUCCUCCUCUUUGGAAUUGCUUCAUAAGAUGGAAUCCAAAAGUUCAAACCAACUGUCCUGGCUCUCUGUAUCAAUGGAUGCUGCUUUAGGCUGUAGGACAAAUAUCUUCCAAAUUCAGCGCUCUGCGGGUCGGAAGCAUACAGAAAGGCAUGCUGGUUGUGGCUCUACUGUCCAUAUCCACCCACAAGCUGCUCCUGUGGUUUGCAGGCAUGUGCUGGACACACUUAUUCAGCUUGCUAAGGUAUUUCCUAGCCAUUUUACACAGCAGCGUCCAAAGGACCCCCAUUCAUCAGAAAACGAUGGCAAAGAAAGAUUGUAUGCUGUAGGUAGUGGAGGAGGAGGAAAGCCCCUCACUGGUAUAGGAGUGACGCCUCCUUGUCAAGCAACACACCCACCAACUGCUUUCAGCAAUCCUCAAAUGCAGGGCCUGGGAAUCUCCACAGACUUUUGGGACCUCCUUGUCAAGUUAGACAAUAUGAAUGUGAGCCGCAAAGGGAAAGCCUCAGUGAAAUCUUUGCCUAUAGGUGGAACUGGGGAAUCUGAAGGAACACAAUGUAGCCUAGAGGCUUCCCCCCUAGGCCAGUUAAUGAACAUGCUCUCCCACCCAGUCAUCCGUCGGAGUUCUCUGCUCACUGAGAAGCUGCUUCGAUUGCUCUCUCUUAUUUCAAUAGCACUCCCUGAUAACAAAGCAACUGAGGUGCCUGUAAGUCAUGCAGGAACAGGCACUCCAGCUGUCACUCAACCUGUGCCAGCAGGCUCCACCACUACUGGAACAACAGGCAUUACCUCAGUCAGCACCACUGUUGCAACUGCAGUCACUACGACAAUCUCUGCCAGUACGACAGCACUCUCCGUCCAAAAGCCCUCUCGUUCAUCUGCCAUUGCAACUCAAGACUCAUCCAGCACAUCGGACAAAAUGGCAUCCAGUGGACUGACUGAAAAGCAGCUACAGCUCUCAGUAGAGGUUUUGACGUCACACUCCUGUUCUGAGGAAGGUCUGGAGGAUGCUGCAAAUAUUUUGCUCCAGCUUUCGAGGGGAGAUGCAGGAACAAGGGACACUGUUCUCAAACUGUUACUCACUGGUGCUCGCCAGUUAGGCUAUACACUAUGCAAACAGAUUGGUACUUUGCUUGCAGAGCUACGUGAAUAUAACCUAGAGCAGCAGAGACGAGCUCACUCAGAUGCCCAUUCUCCUGAUGGCAUGCAAGAAGACCAACCACAUAGUGCAAAACUGAAGGGCAAGAUGACUAGCAGGUUUGAUACAGCUGAGAAUGUUGUGAUUGUGGCAUCACAGAAACGUACCCUGGGUGGACGAGAGCUGCAGCUGCCUUCCAUGAGUUCACUUACUUCCAAGACCUCAACCCAGAAGUUCUUUCUGAGGGUGCUUCAGGUUAUCAUUCAGUUAAGAGAGGACACACGAAGAGCCAACAAGAAAGCCAAGCAAACUGGGAGACUAGGUACAUCCAGCCUGGGCUCGGCCAGCAGUAUCCAAGCCGCUGUGCGUCAGCUGGAAGCUGAGGCAGAUGCCAUUAUCCAAAUGGUACGUGAGGGGCAGAGAGCCAGGAGACUGCAGCAAUCUUCUGCCACUACCACCACAGCAUCCGCCACGCCGGAUGCCCCUGCAGUUGAGGUUCAGCCAGCACGCAGGGAUGAGUCUCCAAUGGAUGUUGACCAGCCCUCUCCUUCCGGACAAGAAGCCCCUUCAGCUGAAUCCGUUAGUACAUCUGGGAGCUCUGUACCAGCUGAACGAGAGGAGAAAGUUCCAGAGUUGCCUCUGCUUAGUGAGCAGCUGUUAUUGGAUGAGCUGUGGGACAUGUUGGGCGAGUGUUUGAAAGAACUUGAGGAAUCGCAUGACCAACAUGCAGUUCUUGUUCUCCAGCCAGCUGUGGAGGCUUUCUUCCUUGUUCAUGCUACUGAGCGUGAAAGCAAACCACCAGUUCGUGAUACACGAGAAAGUCAGUUGGCUCAUAUUAAAGAUGAGCCCCCCCCUUUGUCUCCAGCACCUCUUACCCCCGCUACUCCAUCUUCUUUGGACCCCUUUUUUUCAAGAGAACCUUCAUCUAUGCACAUCUCUUCCAGUUUACCACCAGACACACAGAAAUUUCUUCGAUUUGCAGAAACUCAUCGUACAGUCCUUAAUCAGAUUCUGCGUCAGUCCACCACUCAUCUUGCAGAUGGUCCCUUUGCUGUUUUGGUCGACUAUAUCAGAAUACUAGAUUUUGAUGUAAAACGCAAGUAUUUUCGUCAGGAAUUGGAACGUUUGGAUGAAGGACUUAGAAAAGAAGACAUGGCUGUCCAUGUAAGGAGGGACCAUGUUUUCGAGGAUUCUUAUAGAGAGCUGCAUCGCAAAAGUCCUGAAGAAAUGAAGAACAGAUUGUAUAUAGUAUUUGAAGGAGAAGAGGGCCAAGAUGCUGGGGGUCUGCUCCGUGAGUGGUAUAUGAUCAUCUCCAGGGAAAUGUUUAACCCUAUGUAUGCACUGUUCCGCACCUCUCCUGGAGACCGAGUUACCUAUACAAUUAAUCCAUCAUCUCAUUGCAAUCCCAACCACCUUAGCUAUUUUAAAUUUGUUGGCCGGGUGGUAGCUAAGGCUGUAUAUGACAACCGGUUGCUUGAAUGCUAUUUUACCAGGAGCUUCUACAAGCAUAUUCUAGGCAAAAGUGUUAGGUAUACAGACAUGGAAAGUGAAGAUUACCACUUUUACCAAGGUUUGGUUUAUUUGCUGGAGAAUGAUGUUUCCACUUUAGGAUAUGAGCUCACAUUUAGCACUGAGGUUCAAGAAUUUGGUGUUUGUGAAGUUCGUGACCUUAAGCCUAAUGGAGCAAAUAUUCUUGUGACUGAAGAAAACAAGAAAGAGUAUGUGCACUUGGUUUGUCAAAUGAAGAUGACAGGUGCAAUACGAAAACAGCUUGCAGCAUUUUUGGAAGGGUUCUAUGAAAUCAUUCCCAAAAGACUCAUUUCCAUUUUCACUGAGCAGGAACUUGAACUUUUAAUAUCUGGCCUACCUACAAUUGAUAUUGAUGACCUCAAGGCUAACACAGAGUACCAUAAAUACCAGUCCAGUUCUAUACAGAUACAGUGGUUCUGGAGGGCUUUGCGCUCUUUUGACCAGGCGGACCGUGCCAAGUUCCUUCAGUUUGUAACUGGGACCUCCAAAGUACCACUGCAAGGUUUUGCAGCUCUGGAGGGAAUGAAUGGUAUUCAGAAAUUUCAGAUUCACAGAGAUGAUCGAUCAACGGACAGAUUGCCUUCUGCCCACACCUGUUUCAACCAGCUAGACCUGCCGGCAUAUGAAAGCUACGAGAAGCUAAGGCACAUGCUGCUACUAGCCAUUCAGGAGUGCUCGGAGGGCUUUGGCCUGGCAUAGUCCUUAGCUGUGCUCCUCACUACUUGCAUUUGUUUGUCAUUGAGCCUUCUGACUCGACUUGAACCUUGGAAGCCUUGGAAAUUGGCGUGCCGAGACGCUUGUUACCUACCACAGAUGAACACAGCUUGAAAUUUACUGUUGCCAGGAAUGCAGAGUAAGCCAGUGAGGCUGUGGACAUGCGAUGUGGCAUAAGGGGGCAUGGAAAAUGAGGCUUUUUGUCCUCGGAGAAAGACUUCUAAAGUAAACGUUUUGGAAAAAAAUAAAAAAUUAUAGAUGACAUCCUGUUUGCAUCUCUAUUUUUGAGCUUGGAAUAUGUGAUGACAUUAUAAGUGCACAGAUCUGUACCAAGACAUUUUAAAGUGAAUGUGCUGGGAAGCAAGUGAUUGUUCUAGGGUUUGGGUGCACCAAAUAAUAAAACGAUAAAGUAAAAUUUAAUAUCUGAGGAAACCGUUCUGCUGCAGCCUGAGUUCUACAUGGCCUCCCAAUCCUUUUCUGGUUGUCCAUCUCUUUUUCUGCUGUUGCUGAACAUCUAGCUGCUUGUAAGAAAAAGUGUAUAUAUAUCUAUAUAAAUAUAUAUAUAUAUACAUACAGCUUAAUUUAAUUGAAUGCAAUUUUUUCACUUUGUAAAUAACAGGAAGCAGACUGUUCCUUCAUGGAUCAGAAAUAUAAAUGGAAGUGCUUAAGAAUUAUUUUAAUCUGAAAGGUGGACUUUGCAGAUGACCUUUUUGGGCUUUUUUAACGCACACCACCUCUAGACAAUAUGAUGGUUUUGGAGUGUGGUGUGUGUGAGUGACUUGCUCACACCUUGGAUGUUGCUUACUUGCAGCAUGGAUGCUAGUGAUGGAGAUGUCAUACCCCAGCGUCAGAGUUCUGCUGGGAGAAUCCCCUCGUGGAACCCAACAGUACCACCCAAUUAAGCCAUAGGCCUUUUAACAAAUACAAAUAAAUACCAGAAAGCCUUCUGUUUUGGUUAGCAGUGCAGAGAGUAUGAGCGGUUUGUAAAUUUAAGCUUAAGUUGGGGUGUUUUUCCCCUCCCAUAAAUUGUUUCUAAAAAAAUAUGUUGUUAAUUCUUCAGAUCUUUUAACUUUAACACAUUUCCUGCAUCUAAUCAUAGAGGUGAUUUGUUCUAGUGAGGGGCUAAAAUGGCUAUAUUUGAAAUCACACCUGUUCUAACGUGUUAAUCCCAGACGAAGCUCACCUCACAGCCCAACCACAGAUCUGUAGCCCGGGGUUUUCUCACAUGGGCUGGUUGUACUGAAGUUGAAUUCUUUUUUUUUUGCUCUUCCUCACUGUUUUGUUGAUGUUCAAGCUCCAGUCCAAAUCUGUAAAUGUGUGGCGUUUAGUCAGCAACAGUAUGUAUGGAGAAGGGCAACAGUUUCAAUUGUAUCAGAAGGGAUGGAAAAGGAGCUGCAGGCUUUACCACUGCUUAGAAAUUUAAAAUGUUUCAAAAAUUGGGAGAAUUUUCAAUAAAGGUUUAGUUUGAAGCAAA
Messenger RNA from Erpetoichthys calabaricus (reedfish), 14898 nucleotides. RefSeq names its product HECT, UBA and WWE domain containing E3 ubiquitin protein ligase 1 (gene huwe1). Gene Ontology annotation, molecular function: ubiquitin-protein transferase activity; protein binding. Lineage: Eukaryota; Metazoa; Chordata; Cladistia; Polypteriformes; Polypteridae. Gene Ontology annotation, biological process: protein polyubiquitination; proteasome-mediated ubiquitin-dependent protein catabolic process; Golgi organization. Gene Ontology annotation, cellular component: Golgi membrane; nucleus. The record is from RefSeq and is a predicted model, not a curated record.